GCCCACACCCUGCAGGAGGCACACAUGCAGUGUCAGACGCAGCUCUGGACCACUCAUAGACAGACACAGGCACGUGUAGCUUUUGGACGCGGCACACCCUGCUCUACGCUAUCAUGUCUGACAAACCCAAUAUGAGAGAAAUCUCCAGCUUCGACAAGACUAAGCUGAAGAAGACGGAGACCAGAGUGAAGAACCCAUUGCCAACCAAAGAAACAAUCGACCAAGAGAGGAAACGAGAGCCAUCACCUUGACCAGAGGAAGAGAAGUGUUUCCGACCAGCUACUUUAAUUUGAUUCUCUGACCUCCAUCUGUCAAGAACCAUAACUAUGAAGGGAGAACAGGACCUUGACUUUUAUCACACUGGUGCUCAACGAAAUUGGAAAAUGAGGGGUAUUAGGAUUGGUUGCUACAGUCAGAGGAUGUUUUCGAAACACUUAUUGCUCAAUGUUUUUGUUUGUCUCUAAGUCAGAGUAAUAAAAGAUGACAAAAAGAGUUGUUCUAUCAUGUGAA
Salvelinus sp. IW2-2015 is the source of this 510-nucleotide messenger RNA. Its product is annotated as thymosin beta-11-like. The record is from RefSeq and is a predicted model, not a curated record. Gene Ontology annotation, molecular function: actin monomer binding. NCBI's taxonomy places the organism in Eukaryota, Metazoa, Chordata, Actinopteri, Salmoniformes, Salmonidae. Gene Ontology annotation, biological process: actin filament organization; regulation of cell migration. Gene Ontology annotation, cellular component: cytoplasm.